Molecule: messenger RNA, 635 nt
Organism: Spodoptera litura
Lineage: Eukaryota; Metazoa; Arthropoda; Insecta; Lepidoptera; Noctuidae
Source: RefSeq, a predicted model, not a curated record
UUAAAUAUAAUACUAUUGAGUUUAUUUCCAUGGUCAAGACUAUUAUUUCUAUUGAUGAUCCUUUUUCUCGUUGCUGUAGUAGUGACGGUCGCUGCACGACCUCAACACGGUCAUCAGCAAAAACGCAACCAUGGUCACAUUUUCUUACCACAAAAAAUUUUACUGCACCGAAGUCACGACGUCAAUCUCAACAGCGCAUACCUCGAAAGCCACGGGGAUAACCACCGAGAAGACUUUUUUCACGGUGAACACCACUAUCCUGGACCUCAUAUGGAACAUUUUGAAGAACUCCUCAAUCCAAACUCAUCAUCAGAGAGUAUCAAGCGGCCCAACGAAAAAGAACCCGGGAAACACAGCGAGAACUAUAUACAACCCGAGUCUGACUAUGAGUUAGGAGACCCUUACAUCGUUGAAAAGAAAUCCCAACAAGAGCCUAGGGCCGUUGCAAAGGGCGUUUACAGUCUGGAUCAUCCUGAUGAUUCUGUCAAGAUCACAAAAUACUAUACUGAUAGGAAGAGCGGUUGUAUAUUCCAAAUCUUUCCUAGAUUGAUUCAGAACUAACAUGAUAAAUAUAUGACAGUUGUAAUCCACAUCAUUCCUGAAGGCUGCGACUGUUUACUGUGUGUUUGCUAUUU